AUGUUACAACAAGCUCAGCAUCCCAUUAGCGAUGAAAAAAAGCUGAAAGAUUUAUCCAGACUACCGUGUAAUCCAGAACAAGUUGAUUUUAUUAAAUUAUGGUUUAUAUGUAUUCCCAUUUUACUUAUAUUAUCAGUUUUACUUGAUCGUAUCGAAGUCGAAUGUGUGAAACGUCAACGAUUAUCAACAAUAUCAAAAAAACAAUAUGUAUCAUUAACUUAUUUUGUACAAUUACUUAUCAGUAUUGCAUUUGUCGGUUUAUUCAUUAAUGGUAAGAGAAAAAUUGAGUAG
Messenger RNA from Didymodactylos carnosus, 291 nucleotides. The record is from the annotation of a GenBank genome assembly. Lineage: Eukaryota; Metazoa; Rotifera; Eurotatoria; Philodinida; Philodinidae.